AGUUAUCGUGCAAAAGUCAUUGAGACAAAUGCCAAAAAAAACUAAGGGUCAGCGGGUCAAGUGUAAGAAUAAUGUAUAAAAAGGCGAAUGCAACCGUUUUGUUUUAAUUGCAAGCCAAUUGAGCACCAGAGCACAUCAGACCUCUUGCUUAUCUAAACAUGUCUUUCUCAACAAAAUCCAUUCUCGCCUCUUUGGCCAUUUGCGUUGUUGCCGUUUCUGGUCUAGCGAUCAACACCCCUGGCGAGUGUCCUGCCGCCACAGUUGAGCAGAACUUCGAUUUCCAAAAGUUCCUUGGUCGUUGGUACCAGUACUCAUCGUACAGCCCUGUCGAGCCUGGCAAGUGCGACACUCACGACUAUACCGACUAUAAAAAUGGCACGUUUGGAUUUAACGAAAUUACCUUCUUGCCCGAGAAAAAUCAGCAGGAGUCCACUGCUGGUCUUCUCUACUCGGCCAAUGAAGCUGGAGAUGGAAAGCUCCUGAUUACCUACCCCCAGUAUGGAAAUGUGCCCAGGAACUACUACGUUUUGGGAACCGACUACGAUCACUUUGCCGUUGUUUGGUCCUGCAGGAGUGACGGUUCAAAGGCCCGUCAGACCGCCUGGAUCAUCACCCGCGAGCGCCAGCCCACUGUUGCCGUGAUUGCAUCUGCCAAUGCUGUCGUCGACCAAAGCGGCAUCGCAAAGGAUUUUGUGCUCACUGAUCAGUCUAACUGCGCCUAAGUGGUUUUUUUUUAAUUGGGUUUUUGUCGAAAUACAAAUAAAUUAAUUUACAUCCAACCCAAUGGUCAAUAUAUAAUUGCUUAAAAA
Neocloeon triangulifer is the source of this 809-nucleotide messenger RNA. RefSeq names its product lazarillo protein-like. Gene Ontology annotation, molecular function: pigment binding. The record is from RefSeq and is a predicted model, not a curated record. NCBI's taxonomy places the organism in Eukaryota, Metazoa, Arthropoda, Insecta, Ephemeroptera, Baetidae. Bases 159 to 722 code for a protein of 187 amino acids. The transcript is spliced from 6 exons.